Messenger RNA from Arvicanthis niloticus (Nile rat), 1159 nucleotides. Its product is annotated as ral guanine nucleotide dissociation stimulator-like. NCBI's taxonomy places the organism in Eukaryota, Metazoa, Chordata, Mammalia, Rodentia, Muridae. The record is from RefSeq and is a predicted model, not a curated record.
CUUGUCUGAGAACCUAGAGAAAGCAGGAUGUUCUCUUGCUGUCUUCGGACUACUCGAGGCUCAGGCCACAAGAAAAUCAACAGGGAAGACCGUGGUGGCAUCAGGAGGCACAGGGUUCACUCUUCUCUUCAAUGCCUGUGGCCAUUUGCCAGAAGGAAAACAAACCACAAAGACCAGGGUGAAAAUGUAUCUGACCCAGAAGGCCAGAGGAAGUACGGUACAGAGUCACACAUCAGUGCAGACACAUUGAAAAAAUUGGUGAACCACUUGGUGCCUUCCCUGCAGAGUGGGGACCCCUUCUUUGUCCCAUCAUUUCUCUCCACAUACAGAAGGUUUGCCACCACCCUGCAGGUGCUGAAUCUGUUGUUUAAGCGAUAUGAAUACUUCUGCCCUAAUUCUGAAGAGGAUCAACAAGAAAAGAGUACCCUUGGUAGCUUCCUGAAUACAUGGAUGGACAAGAACCCCGAGGACUUCUGUCAGCCUUCAGACCUGCUUCCUCUAAAAUACCUGAAGACCUAUUUGUGUAUGAAUAUGCCAAAUUCGGAUCUUAAUGUUCGUGUCAAUAGGCUCCUGACCCAGUUGCAGAAAGAACAGGCCAACUUUUCACAGGCCAAAGAUGAGGAAGACUCAGAUCUGGGGAGCAUCAUAUCCUCAUACCCAGAGAUUGAAGGGUAUUAACUAUCAGGGAAAACAGCCAUUCUGGAGCCAGAACCAACUUGGGCACCAGAGCUAGAGAGCACGAAAACCACCAGAAAGUUCUGUGACCCAUGCUUAGCUGCAGCCAGAUGUGUCAGCAGAUGUCCAGCCAGCACACCUGAUAUCAGCUGUGGAACCUGUGUCUCAGCAUGUUUGUAAAUAUAGUAUAUCUUUCAUGCAUCUCUUCUUUGUUACAGUGGGUCUACCUACUUAGACAAUGGCCCUACCACCCCUUAUCAUAACCUCAUUGGAGUCCAUCCUACAACUGUUAUUCUGCCCCUCAGAAUCACCCCUGAUUUCAGUCCAGCAGCAGUCCCAGCCACACAGCCAACCUUCCCCUCACCUGAGAAAUAAUCUUUUUACUAUUCUUGAUCUUUUCAAUGUUGUGUUUAAGUAUUGGUUUUAUUACAUUGUUAGUGUUUGUUUUCCCUUGUCUAAAACAAAACCAAUCUAAUAAUGAGAG